Hypanus sabinus (Atlantic stingray) is the source of this 1694-nucleotide messenger RNA. RefSeq names its product cholesterol 7-desaturase nvd. NCBI's taxonomy places the organism in Eukaryota, Metazoa, Chordata, Chondrichthyes, Myliobatiformes, Dasyatidae. The transcript has 7 exons. Gene Ontology annotation, biological process: cholesterol metabolic process; chlorophyll biosynthetic process. The coding region runs from base 60 to 1361 and encodes 433 amino acids. Gene Ontology annotation, cellular component: chloroplast. The record is from RefSeq and is a predicted model, not a curated record. Gene Ontology annotation, molecular function: 2 iron, 2 sulfur cluster binding; chlorophyllide a oxygenase activity.
UGCCCCUGGUUUAUCUAAACUGGGCUAAGCCGGGUGCCGGAGAGCGGGUUGCGGCGGAUAUGGAGUGGGUCGGGAGCUGCUGGCUGCCCGCCUCAGGACUCCUGCUCAUGCUGCUGUUGCUGCAGCCGGUGGAGCGGCUGUCGCCGCUGGUGCUCCUGCUCCUGUUGCCGCUGCCGUUCGCCCUGAUCUGGUUAUACCGCCUGCUCUUCGCUCCGCUGGAGCUCUUCCGGGAGCUGCACGAUGUCGGCUACACCCCCGACCCCGGCGUUAGUCUCCGCCACAAGGCCAAUGAAGUGCGGCGGAGGCGCAAGCGAGGGGAGCUACCCCCGGUCUACCCGAAUGGCUGGUACCGACUGCUGGGCUCCCGCCAGCUGUCGGUUGCCCAUGUGAAGAACGUCACCAUCUUCGGUGAGCAGGUGGCCGUUUACCGGGGCCAGGAUGGGACAGCCUACGUGGUCGACGCCUAUUGCCCCCACCUGGGCGCCAACCUGGCUGUGGGGGGCAGGGUGAUCGGCAACUGCAUCGAAUGUCCAUUCCAUGGCUGGCAGUUCCGCGGUGAGGACGGCAAGUGCACGGAGAUACCAUACGCAGAGAAAGUGCCGGACUUUGCCAAGAUUAAGACGUGGCCGUGCUGUGAACUGAACGGGGCGGUGUACGUGUGGUACCACUGUGACAGCCUGGACCCCAGCUGGAACAUCCCGGUACAGAACGAGAUCCAGUCCGGAGAGUGGGUGUUUCGUGGCUGCACGCAGCACUACAUCAACUGCCACGUCCAGGAGAUCCCCGAGAACGCAGCGGACGUGGCCCACCUCACACAUCUCCACAGCCCCGCUAUCCUGAGCGGGGCUGACCUCCGGAACACCCGGACCAGACUCUGGGGCUUUGUGUGGCACGAUUGGAAGGUCCAGUGGAGUCCCGAGGCAGAGCCUGACAGACACUGCUCGCGGAUGCUGGUGAACCAUACGCUGCACAUCCUGGGCUGGCACUGCCCCCUGCUGGACCUGCACGUUACUGCCAGACAGGUGGGGCCUGGGCUGGUCUACAUGCUGUUCAACCAUUCGUUCCUGGGCCGAGGGGUCAUCCUGCACUGCGUGACCCCUGUGGAGCCCCUGCUGCAACGGGUCAGCCAUUGUAUCUACUACCAGAGCAACAUCCCCGCCAUCAUCCCCAAGUUCCUACUCAAGGGCGAGUGUAUCCAGUUUGAACGGGACGUCAUGAUCUGGAAUAACAAGAAGUAUGUGUCGAAACCUCUGCUGGUGAAGGAGGACUCGGCCGUCGUCCGUCACCGCCGCUGGUACGCCCAGUUCUACACGGAGAACAGCCCCCGGUUCUCAGCCCAGAGGGACGGCCUGGACUGGUGAGGCAGGGACCAGUGGCUCUGCCGAGGCAGACUGGUGGAGAGAUCUCCUCGGAUGCAGCAACUCUCCCAUCUCCUGGUCUUCGGGCAAUCUCAGAUCUCCCCGCUCUCCUCGGGGGGAGUGAUUCCAUCUGCAUCUUUGUGAGAAGUUUUUAGGACUUGCAUUCAUCUGCACUGUAUACAGAGGCUUGAGUCACCUUUCCUAGCACGGGCUGGAGGAGGGGGACAGACUUGCUGCCUGGUGGGGCUGCUGAGACCCAGGGAAGGGUCACUGCCGGAGAGUGGAGCUGGGCAGGCUGAAGCCUCCAGGGGCGGCGGUGUGGCAGGGGCCGGAGAU